GAGAGAGAGAGAGAGAGAGAGAGAGAGAGAGAGAGAGAGAGAGAGAGAGCAAAAGAAAGAGUGGGCAGCCACACUGGUGCACUCUGGUGGUUCUUGACACGGCGUCACUGUUGCUUGAUCUCCAACAGUCCACACUGAAACUACUCUGAUCCCAGUGGCCUUUAAAGUGGACGGGCGGAUUUUUCUUCUCAAGAACAUUUUUUUCCCAUUUCAUGGUAAUGUUCCCGGAUUCAUGAAAGUGUUGCAACUCUGUGAGCUAAUAUUGUCUCAGCAUUGUCGACAGUGUGGUUGUGGAUACAUCUUUUUUUUUUUUUUUGUGGAGAACAUGCUGUCAUUGCCUACACCAGAAGAACUUCCACUGACAAUCACGUCUGGGUCAUUACGUCUGGAAACAUGGAAACUGCCUUUUGAGCACUACCAAACAAGACUGUUUAGCUGGGAAAUGUAAGAAAGUAACUGCAACAUAGAGAAAUACUUUAAUGUCGUGAGCAGAUUUAUGAUGCUUGGAAGAAGUGCAGAUUCUUCCGUUUUGUUAACUUUAACCUGAAAAAACAUAACUUUAGCGUACAAUAAUGGACGGCAACCUGAGCACUUCAGGAUCCUAUGUGAUCAACAUAACCGAACCGUACCACCCGGCAGCGGGCCCCUGGAGCCUCGUCAUCCUGGUCGUCAUCAUACUGACUAUAGUGGUGGGUAACCUGCUGGUCAUCAUCGCCGUGGCUCGCACUCUACAGCUACAGACGACGACAAACAUUUUCAUCAUGUCCCUGGCGUGCGCCGACCUCAUCAUGGGGGUCCUCGUGGUGCCUCUCGGGGCCACCAUUGUUGUGACGGGCAACUGGCAGCUCAGUGACACCUUCUGCAAUUUCUGGACGUCUGUGGACGUUCUGUGUGUGACGGCGAGCAUCGAGACGCUCUGCGUCAUAGCAGUGGAUCGGUACAUAGCCAUUACGAGGCCGCUCCGACACAAGGUUCUUCUCAACAAGUGGCGCGCCAGGGUAGUGGUUUGUCUCGUGUGGGUCGUGUCCGCUUUGAUUUCCUUUGUACCCAUCAUGAGGGGGUAUUGGCGCGACAAUGACGACGAAGUAGCGAAAAAGUGCUACGAUACCCCGACGUGCUGUGACUUUGUGACCACCAGGGCCUUCGCCAUUAUCUCUUCCAUAGUGUCCUUUUACAUUCCACUGCUUAUAAUGAUAUUUGUGUACGCCAAAGUCUUUCUAAUAGCCGCACGGCAGGUCCAGCUCAUUGAUAAGAAUCGCAUGCGUUUCCAGAACGACUAUCCGACGGCGCAGGUGCAAGUCGUCCAUGUCAAUAACGUCCUGCCAUCGGCGUGCGCAGGCUCCAGCGGCUGCAGCGGCAACGCAGCUCGGAGAAAGAGUGCCAAGCGGAGGCCGUCGCGGCUGAUGCUCGUCAAAGAGCACAAGGCCCUCAAGACGUUGGGGAUCAUUAUGGGGACCUUCACUGUGUGCUGGCUUCCGUUUUUCGUCGCCAACAUCAUCAACGCGUUUGAAAGAGACAUUCCCGAUGAGAGGAUCUUCCGACUGUUAAACUGGCUGGGUUACAUCAACUCCGGCCUCAAUCCUAUCAUCUACUGCAGGAGUCCAGAGUUUCGAACCGCGUUCAAGAACCUGCUGGGCUGCCCGUGGCUGUCAACCAUGUGGGUCAAUACUUUCUACAAAGAGCUGCGGACUCGCUGCUCCUGCUUUCUGUGGCAGGCUGAGUCAGGCACGGCUGGCUCGUUCCAAAAGUCUCUGACCGGGAACACCGAGGGCAGCGGGAGCCUGGCCAGUACUCUUGGAAGCAGCAAAAGUGACGGCAGCAUACAGUUCAAUGACUCAACAGAGCCAGAAUCUAAAUUCUUCACAUUGCAGGAAAAGGACGGAUGAACUGUGGAAACGUCUACUGAAGCAAACCAUGUUCCCCAGCCGUUAGUGGGAUCCCCGCGAGGACGGAGGCCAAACAGCAGUGAGGACAGGCUGAAGAAGAGCACAGCCAGCGGCCCUGGUCCACGUGGCUGAAUGUAGCUAACCCCAAAGAGAGGACUGGAUCCACCGCACAGAAACAGCUGAUUUGGUGUGGACAGGAACUCUGUGACCAUCUUUGUGGACAGGAGACGGACCGCGGCAGCUCAGCACUUCACAGACAUUAGGUGACAACAAAGUGUCCUGAACUGCACGUUUGAAAUGCAUUCCAGUUGACCUUUAGACACAGUGUGUGUGGCCUGUGGUGGACUAAUGUUUUACAGUAUAUUAUGUGGUAAGUUAUUUUGAUACACUGAAUCUGUAGCAAAAGUUAGUUGGUGUUUUUAACUUAUUACAUGGUCAUGAUUCUGGCAUGGCUGUCUUCACUGUCAUGGCACAAACUUGUCAGCGUAAAAUAACAGCUGAACCAAAAAGGGCUGUGUACAUUCAAAUAUUCACCAAUACUGGUGUCUGUUUUCAGUCUUGAUCAUUCUGUUUUUGAGCCUAGACUCUGCAUCCACCCAAUAGUUAUCUUGCUUUAAUCUCCUCGCCUAUGUUAAGGUAUACUAUGGCUAUGGAAAAUGUUCAUUCAAUGUUCAGACGUUUCCAUUUAAAUCGGGACAACUCAAACAUAAUUCUUGUCAUAAAUUAACCAUUACUAGAAAUUAGCGUGCAAGGUACAGAAUUACAAUCUGCAGGUGGCUAUGCAAAACACUCCUGCUACAUGCUACCAGUAAACUCCCUACCUUCGCAACAGUCUCACUUCAUCAUCAAAAACUGAUGCUUGGUCAUAAUGUCUCCUUAGCUGCCUCUGUUAGACCCAGGAGGCUUUCAGCUCAUUAUAACGUAGUCCCAUCCGUGGCGAUAUUUGACUCUCACGGUCGCCCUUUGGCUUCAUUUAUAGGCGCGUUUUGUCAGAACCUUUGGUGCCAUUUUUUGACGCUCUGCGUUAGGGUCGAUUUGGCGGAAUUUUUUGUGUGCAGAGGAAAACCAUUAAGUCUCAUGUUGUCCUAGGGUGUGACCUGUUUUCAGCUUUUUUUUAACCCCUGUAUGGUCUUAUUUGGGGUUUUAAAAACAAUUCUGAGAUAAAAAUUUUACUUCAUAAUUUUUUAACAAAUUUGGUCUUUAUCUCAAUUUCAAACAAUUGAUAUAACAUAUAUUUAGGGAAUGCAAUCAGUCUUUACUAGAACAAAAUAAAAAAUGGAAGUGAGGUUCUUUUAUUUUUGUCAUAAGGUUAUAAUUCAUAUUAAAAAUCCACUAUGGAAACAACAUAAGUGGUCAUAUCCAGAAUAAUUUUUUGAAUUGAGUCAAGAAUACAUGUUUGUUACAGAAAAUAAGGUGAGGCCGUUGAUUUCCAGGUAGAAAAAAAAUGUACUACUUACUACUAAUUUCAACAUUAGAAAUAUCAAAUAACUUAAUCUGACUUAAAACAUCAAAAAAGCAACCACAACAUUAAAAAAGUGACAAAAAUGUCGGAAAAAGCGAUAGUGUUGAAAAAAAGCUUUUUGUUUCAUGGUUGACGGGAUGACAACACAAGGGUUAAGUUAAGGCUAGGAAAAUAUUGUGGGUUAGGGUUAAAAAAAAAAAUAUAUAUUUAUACGACAUGAAGAACAGGAAGUGUUGUUUGACCCAUCCACCACCCCAACAUGCCUUAUGAUUUUCAGUCUUUCAUACAACUCGCUAUCAUUAUCAUUCUUCAUGCUACGUUAUCUUGCAGCGCCGCGGUCAAGUCUUUAAGGCCUGGGUUUAAAAAACUAACAAAAAGAAAUUGCAAUUUUCAUUUGAAUGAUCCAAAAUCAUUUCACAACAUCCAAGAACCGACCUUUGUCUGUAUCACAUAAAAAUAUAAGACCGUUGGUACCGACUACGUUAUGUUAGCGUGCCGGGGGAAAGGGUUAAAUAACAAGGGGGGUUAACUCUAUUACCUCUCACUGAGUGUAGAGUCAGUAGAGGGACACUUUAUUGUGUAUUUAUGUAAAAUAAAAAGUACAUUAAUGGAACUUGGGAAGCUCGGGGAUGAGUUUUUCAUGUAAACACUGUUACUUUUUAAUAAAGCAGCAGGUUAGAAGGAACGUUGGACAGUUGUAGAAACUCUUUCAUUUUCAUCAUCCCCAAGCUAAAUUGGUAUUGCAACUGAACUGUUCCUAACCUAAUUGAUAUCAAAUUGAAAAUUUAAUUGGAAUAAAAUUGAAUCUGGAAUAAAAAAAAAAGAAUUCAGAGAAUCCCUGACGAUACCCAGCCCUAGUGCCUUUUAGGUCGGUGUGUGUCGCUGGGCAGCCACUGACCAAGUGUCAGUAUUUGACGAGUUGGGAGUGAGAAGGGGUUGACCUUUGGUAAGCGGCCAUGGCAUGAGCUCAGUAACGCUCUCUGAAAUGCCCAAAUAAAAUAAUGGACUUAAUGGAUGAAACAUCGCUUUCACCUCAUCCAUUAUUGUGUUACAUUGGGACACGUUGUCUUUUGUUAUCACCCACAUUACAUCAUCCAUUGCAUUGACAAAUAAAUUAUUAUGAAACUGUG
This is a messenger RNA of Etheostoma spectabile (orangethroat darter), 4478 nucleotides long. It is a transcript of the gene adrb3a, whose product is annotated as adrenoceptor beta 3a. Bases 573 to 1886 code for a protein of 437 amino acids. Gene Ontology annotation, molecular function: beta3-adrenergic receptor activity; beta1-adrenergic receptor activity; epinephrine binding. Gene Ontology annotation, biological process: adenylate cyclase-activating adrenergic receptor signaling pathway; positive regulation of heart contraction; norepinephrine-epinephrine-mediated vasodilation involved in regulation of systemic arterial blood pressure. The transcript has 2 exons. Lineage: Eukaryota; Metazoa; Chordata; Actinopteri; Perciformes; Percidae. Gene Ontology annotation, cellular component: plasma membrane. The record is from RefSeq and is a predicted model, not a curated record.